This is a messenger RNA of Alligator mississippiensis (American alligator), 9936 nucleotides long. Its product is annotated as IgGFc-binding protein. The transcript is spliced from 15 exons. Lineage: Eukaryota; Metazoa; Chordata; Crocodylia; Alligatoridae. Bases 1 to 9936 code for a protein of 3311 amino acids. Gene Ontology annotation, molecular function: protein binding. The record is from RefSeq and is a predicted model, not a curated record.
AUGGGGGCUCUCCGGGUGAUCCUGCUUGUGGCCUGGCUGGCUCUCCAAUGCGGCAUGGCCACUGGGGGUCCCCAGGGCAGAUACUUCGUCACGGCCUUCCUAGAGAACGGGAUGCCAAAAGUCGCCGGGCACUUCAAGCUCUUCCUCAUUGGCUACCACGACGCCACAUCUGUCACCGUGACCAUCCCCAAGUCCAAAUUCCGGGAAGUGGUGGCCCUCCAUCGGAAGCAGGUGGUGACGGUGCAACUCCCGAGCCAUGUACAGAUGGUGGGCACCAACAUCUUCCCCAGCACCGUGGUAGUCAAGUCCUCCAAGCUGAUCUCAGUGAUGUCCCUCAACUCCAAGGAGACGUCCACAGAGACUACAAUUGUCUACCCCCUGUUUUUCCUGGGGAAAAAAUACUUUGUGAUCACGCCCACUGGGCACCCCACAGGGUCCUUCCAGGAGUUUGCCGUGGUGGCCUGUCAGCAGGCCACCAACGUGGACAUCUACCUCCGUGGCCAGGUGACUUUCAAAGGUCAAGUCUACCCCGCUGGCAGCAAGCUCCAUGUGUCCCUAAAGCCCUUCCAAACCAUCCAGCUCCAGAGCACGAAUGACCUCUCGGGCACCAAGGUCCUCUCCCAGAAGCCCGUGGCCGUAUUGGCCGGCCACACCUGCAUCUGGUCCCACAACCACUGCCAGCAUGUGAUGGAGCAGUUGCUGCCGGUGAGCCAAUGGGGCAAGACCUUUGCCGUGGUGCCCCUCUCCUUCCAGUCCACCCAUGCUGUGGCCUUUGUGGUGGCCCACCAAGCCACAUUGCUCCAGAUACAGGCUGGCCCCAAGCAGAAGAUGCUAUGGCUACAAGCUGGGGAGGUGAAGAAGCUGGCGGUGAAGCUGGCCAAGCCACUGUACCUCACUGCUGAUGCUGGGAUCCAGGUGAUCUUCUACUCCUUGGGGAGCGUCAAGGCUGGGGUUCCCUAUGAGCCCUUCCUCUCCCAGGUGCCCGCCCUCCGAAACUAUGCCAAGUCCUACUAUGUGCUGGGCCGCUUGGGCAUCCACAACAUGGCCAUCAUCAUCACCAAGAGCUACACCACCGGCCAGCUCACCUUCGACCACCAACCCCUGCGCCAGCUGCAGUGGCAACCCAUUCCCGGGUCAGGGUAUUCGUGGGCGGAGUAUCGCUUCAGCCGGAAGCAGAAGGUCCAUGUUCUCAAGCACCCUGGUGCCCCCUUCGGUGUCCUCAGUAUCGGCAUCGCCGACCACAUCACCCACGGCACCGUCGCCUUUGCCAACGCCCCUCCGAAGUCCCAGGGAAGACAUGGACGGGGCCUUUGCAGCCACAUCCAGUGCUCCAGUGGGCAAAGGUGUGUGGAGAAAGACGGGUACCUGCAGUGUGUGCCAGCCCACGCCAGCUGCAGCGCUGUCCACUGCAGCCAUGGGACCGAGUGCCGGAUCCUGGGGGGCUACCCCAAGUGUGUCCACCAAAGGCCAGGAUGUAGUGAUAUCCAGUGCCAUAAAGGCACCACAUGCCAGAUCAUCAAUGGGUAUCCCAAGUGUGUCCACCAGACACCCACGUGCCAGGACAUUCAUUGCCACAAGGGUAAAGUGUGCAAGAUAGUGGAUGGAUACCCGAAGUGUGUCCACCGGGCACCCACCUGUCAGGACAUCCAUUGCCAUAAAGGUGCCAUGUGCCAGAUCAUCGAUGGGUUUCCCAAGUGUGUCCAACGUGCACCCACUUGCAGUAACAUCCAUUGCCACAAGGGCAAAGUGUGCAAAAUGGUGGAUGGAUACCCAAAGUGUGUCUACCAGGCACCCACCUGCCAGGACAUCCAUUGUCACAAGGGCAAAGCAUGCAAGAUAGUAGACGGAUACCCAAAGUGUAUCCACCAAGCACCCACCUGCCUUGACAUCCAUUGCCACAAGGGUAAAGUGUGCAAGGUAGUGGAUGGAUACCCGAAGUGUGUCCACCGGGCGCCCACCUGCCAGGAUGUCCAUUGCCACAAGGGUAAAGUGUGCAAGGUAGUGGAUGGAUACCCGAAGUGUGUCCCCUGGGCACCCACCUGCCAGAACAUCCAUUGCCAUAAAAGUGCCACGUGCCAGAUCAUCGAUGGGUUUCCCAAGUGUGUCCAGCGCACACCCACAUGCGGUGACAUCCAUUGCCACAAGGGCAAAGUGUGCAAGAUAGUGGAUGGGUACCCAAAGUGUGUCCACCGGGCACCCACCUGUCAGGACAUCCAUUGCCAUAAAGGUGCCACGUGCCAGAUCAUUGAUGGGUUUCCCAAGUGUGUUCAGCGCACACCGACAUGUAGUGACAUCCAUUGCCACAAGGGCAAAGUGUGCAAGAUUGUGGAUGGGUACCCAAAGUGUGUCCACCGGGCACCCACCUGCCAGGACAUCCAUUGCCAUAAAGGUGCCACGUGCCAGAUCAUUGAUGGGUUUCCCAAGUGUGUCCAGCACACACCCACAUGUAGUGACAUCCUUUGCCACAAGGGCAAAAUGUGCAAGAUAGUGGAUGGAUACCCGAAGUGUAUCCACCGGGCGCCCACCUGCCAGGACAUCCAUUGCCAUAAAGGUGCCACGUGCCAGAUCAUUGAUGGGUUUCCCAAGUGUGUCCAGCACACACCCACAUGUAGUGACAUCCAUUGCCAUAAGGGCAAAGUGUGCAAGAUAGUGGAUGGGUACCCAAAGUGUGUCCACCGGGCACCCACCUGCCAGGACAUCCAUUGCCAUAAAAGUGCCACAUGCCAGAUCAUCGAUGGGUUUCCCAAGUGUGUCCAGCGCACACCCACAUGUACUGACAUCCAUUGCCACAAGGGCAAAGUGUGCAAGAUAGUAGAUGGAUACCCAAAGUGUGUCCACCGGGCGCCCACCUGCCAGGACAUCCAUUGCCAUAAAGGUGCCACGUGCCAGAUCAUUGAUGGGUUUCCCAAGUGUGUCCAGCGCACACCCACAUGUAGUGACAUCCAUUGCCAUAAGGGCAAAGUGUGCAAGAUAGUGGAUGGAUACCCGAAGUGUGUCCACCGGGCACCCACCUGCCAGGACAUCCAUUGCCAUAAAAGUGCCACAUGCCAGAUCAUCGAUGGGUUUCCCAAGUGUGUCCAGCGCACACCCACAUGUAUUGACAUCCAUUGCCACAAGGGCAAAGUGUGCAAGAUAGUAGAUGGAUACCCAAAGUGUGUCCACCGGGCGCCCACCUGCCAGGACAUCCAUUGCCAUAAAGGUGCCACGUGCCAGAUCAUUGAUGGGUUUCCCAAGUGUGUCCAGCGCACACCCACAUGUAGUGACAUCCAUUGCCAUAAGGGCAAAGUGUGCAAGAUAGUGGAUGGAUACCCGAAGUGUGUCCACCGGGCACCCACCUGCCAGGACAUCCAUUGCCAUAAAAGUGCCACAUGCCAGAUCAUCGAUGGGUUUCCCAAGUGUGUCCAGCGCACACCCACAUGUACUGACAUCCAUUGCCACAAGGGCAAAGUGUGCAAGAUAGUAGAUGGAUACCCAAAGUGUGUCCACCGGGAGCCCACCUGCCAGGACAUCCAUUGCCAUAAAGGUGCCACGUGCCAGAUCAUCGAUGGGUUUCCCAAGUGUGUCCAGCACACACCCACAUGCGGUGACAUCCAUUGCCACAAGGGCAAAGUGUGCAAGAUAGUGGAUGGGUACCCAAAGUGUGUCCACCGGGCACCCACCUGCCAGGACAUCCAUUGCCAUAAAGGUGCCACGUGCCAGAUCAUUGAUGGGUUUCCCAAGUGUGUCCAGCGCACACCCACAUGUAGUGACAUCCAUUGUCACAAGGGCAAAGCGUGCAAGAUCGUGGAUGGAUACCCAAAGUGUGUCCACCGGGCACCCACCUGCCAGGACAUCCAUUGCCAUAAAGGUGCCAUGUGCCAGAUCAUCGAUGGGUUUCCCAAGUGUGUCCAACACACACCCACAUGUAGUGACAUCCAUUGCCACAAGGGCAAAGUGUGCAAGGUAGUGGAUGGGUACCCGAAAUGUAUCCACCGGGCACCCACGUGUAGUGAUAUCCACUGCCACAAAGGUGCUGUGUGCCAGAUCAUUGAUGACUUUCCCAAGUGUAUCCAGCACACACUCACUUGCAGUGACAUCCAUUGCCACAGGGGCAGAGUGUGCAAGGUAGUGGAUGGGUACCCUAAGUGUGUCCACCGUAGGCCCACUUGUAAUGACAUCUAUUGCCAUAAAGGCACCGUGUGCCAGAUCAUUGAUGGAUUCCCCAAGUGUACCCAACGUGUGCCCACCUGCAGUGACAUUAUUUGUCACAAGGGCACUGUGUGCAAGGUAGUGGAUGGGUACCCAAAGUGCAUCCACCAUAGGCCCACUUGCAAUGACAUCUACUGCCAUAAAGGCGCCGUGUGCCAGAUUACCGAUGGGUUCCCCAGGUGCAUCCAACAUGUGCCCACCUGCAGUGACAUCCAUUGCCACAAGGACACCAUUUGCAAGGUAGUUCAUGGAUAUCCAAAGUGUGUCCGUGUGCCCACCUGCAGUGACAUGCACUGCUAUAAAGGCACUGUGUGCCAAAUUAUUGAUGGUUUCCCCAAGUGUAUCCAGCAUGUGCCCACCUGCAGUGACAUCUAUUGCCACAAAGACACCAUAUGUCAGAUCAUCAAUGGAUUCCCUAAGUGUGUCCAGCAUGUGCCCACAUGCAGUGACAUCUUUUGCCAUAAAGGUACCAUGUGCCAGAUUGUGGGUGGAAUCCCAAAGUGCAUCCCACGUGUACCCACCUGCAGUGACAUCUAUUGCCACAAAGGCACCGUGUGCCAGAUCAUUGAUGGAGUCCCCAAGUGUGUCCAGCGUGUGCCCACCUGCAGCGACAUCCAUUGCCAUAAAAGUACUGUGUGCCAGAUUGUGGGUGUAAUCCCCAAGUGUAUCCCACGUGUGCCCACCUGCAGUGACAUCUAUUGCCACAAAGGCACCAUCUGCCAGGUCAUUGAUGGAGUCCCCAAGUGUGUCCAGCGUGUGCCCACCUGCAGCGACAUCCAUUGCCAUAAAAGUACUGUGUGCCAGAUUGUGGGUGGAAUUCCCAAGUGCGUCCCACGUGUGCCCACCUGCAGUGACAUCUAUUGCCACAAAGGCACCAUCUGCCAGAUCAUUGAUGGAUUCCCCAAAUGCAUCCAGCGUGUGCCCACCUGCAGUGACAUCCAUUGCCAUAAGGGUACCGUGUGCCAGAUUGUGCGUGGAAUCCCCAAGUGCGUCCCACGUGUGCCCACCUGCAGUGACAUCUAUUGCCACAAAGGCACCAUCUGCCAGGUCAUUGAUGGAUUCCCCAAGUGUGUGCAGCGUGUGCCCACCUGCAGCGACAUCCAUUGCCAUAAAGGUACCGUGUGCCAGAUUGUGGGUGGAAUCCCCAAGUGCGUCCCACGUUGUGUCCAGCGUGUGCCCACCUGCAGCGACAUUCAUUGCCAUAAAGGUACCGUGUGCCAGAUUGUGGGUGGAAUCCCCAAGUGUAUCCAACGUGUUCCCACGUGCAGAGACAUCUACUGUCACCAGGGCACCGUGUGCCAAGUGGUGCACGGCUGGCCCAAGUGUGUGCACAUGUUCCGGUCAGCCCCACUGCCACCACCGUCUUGUGCAGCAAUCCUUUGUAUCCUGGGCACCACGUGCCAGGUCCUCAAUGGCAUGCCCACAUGUGUGCCCCAUACCCAGCCCUGCCAUGGGAUCCACUGCCCAGUGGGCACUGUGUGCCGGGUCUUGGACGGCAUCCCCCAGUGCAUUUCUCAGAAGCCCUCAUGCCACGGGAUCCACUGUGGGGCGGGCACCAAGUGUCAAGUGGUGAAUGGGGCACCCAAGUGCGUGCACCUGGCACCCUCAUGCGACGGGAUCUUGUGCAGAGUGGGCUCCACAUGCAAACUCAUAAACAGACUGCCCACGUGCGUCCCUGUGACCCGGGCGCAGCCUGUGUGCUGGGCUUCUGGGCACCCACACUACCACACCUUCGAUGGGCGCAGCUACGACUUCCAGGGCACCUGCACCUACACGCUGGUGAAGCCGUGUGCCGGCACCACGGCCAAGCUGCCCUCCUUCCACGUCAAGGCCAAGAGCCAGCGGUGCGGUCAGAGCCACGUGUCCUUCGUGAGCCAGGUCACCCUGCUCCUCUAUGGCUACGAGAUCACCAUGGUCAAGUACGAGUACGGACUCGUCCGGGUGAACAAGCAAAAGACGCGGCUGCCCAUCUCCCUGAAGCAUAACAAGCUGUGCCUCCACCACCGGGGUGGACAGCUGGUGGUGGAGACCCGUUUUGGCCUGAAGAUCUACUAUGACUGGAACUACUACCUGGUGGUCAAGGUGACAAAGGCCUUCCACGGUAUGCUAUGCGGCCUGUGCGGCAACAACAAUGGUGACCCCAGCGAUGACUUCUUGACCUCCUCUGGCAGCUUAGCUGUUAGCCCUGUGGCCUUUGGCAAGAGCUGGAAGGUGGACGAUGGUGACAACCACUGCCAGCACGGUUGCCAUGGCAAAUGCAAGGGGUGUUCCCCGAAACUGGUGAAGCGCUAUGGGGGGGUAGGCUACUGCGGGCUCAUCAAGAAGGCCCCCAAUGGGCCCUUCCGGCAGUGCCAUGCCCGUGUGGCCCCCAAGCCCUACCUGGCUGACUGCAUCGCUGACCUGUGCACCUACGAUGGCUACAAACAGAUCCUGUGCCGGGCACUGAAGACGUACGCGGAUGCCUGCCAGAGAGAAGGUGCCCUGGUGCACAACUGGAGGAAGCAUGCUGGUUGUCCCAUGCCCUGCCCGGAGAACAGCCACUAUGUGGCCUGCGGCUCAGCCUGCCCUCUCACCUGCAAGAACUUCAUCAUCCCAGAGAAAUGCCGCCUGCCCUGUGUGGAGACAUGCCAGUGUAAACCGGGCUACGUGCUGGAUGGGGGCCAGUGCAUCCCCAAGGAGCGCUGUGGCUGUGCCCACAAAGGCCGUCUCUAUGCCCCGGGUGAGCGGUUCUGGGCAGACGACAGAUGCCAGCAGGCAUGCAAGUGCAACGCGGGUACCCGGAAGGUGACAUGCCAGGAUGCACGGUGCAAGGAGAGCGAGGAGUGUGGCGUGACAGGUGGCGUGCGUGGCUGCUACCCAACACGCUAUGGGACUUGCGCGGCUGUGGGCGAGACCCACUAUGUCACCUUCGACGGGCUGCACUAUGACUUCUUGGGUACCUGCGUGUACUUGCUGGCCAAGCUGUGCCACCGCUCCAAGGGGCUGCUGCCCUUCCAGGUGCUGGUGCAGAGGGAGCAGCCGAGUGGCAAGGAGGGCAGCGGUGCCACCAAGGUGGUGGAGGUCAAGGUCUACGGGGUGGAGAUCACGCUGGCGGCGCAUGGGCGCGUCAAGCUUAACGGCCUGUACAUCCACCUGCCCUACUCCAUCGAAAACAACAAGAUCUCCAUCCACUACCGGGGCUGGGACGUAGUGGUGAAGACGGACUUCCGCCUGACCGUGGCCUUUGACGGCAGGAACCACGUGCGGGUGACGCUGCCCAGCACCUAUGCGGGCACUGUGUGCGGCCUCUGCGGUAACUUCAAUGGGAAGAAGCAGGACGACUUCACAGUGCGCGGGGGGCUCCGGGCCACCUCCCCCGCCACCCUGGGCCGCAGCUGGAAGGUCCGGGACAUCCCCGGCUGCGUGGAGGGGGAGAAGGCUGCCUGUAAGGACAUGUUCCAGAUGGAGCGGCAGCAACGGCAGGAGCAGAAAGUGUGCGGGGUCCUACUGAACCCCAACGGGCCUUUCCGGGGCUGCCACAACCAGGUGCCCCCCGAGGGCUACUUCAAGGACUGUGUCUUUGACCACUGCUCCAAGAAGAGCCUAGCCGUGGUGUGCAACAUCCUGGCUGGCUAUGCCGCCACCUGCCAGGCUGCCGGCGCCCCCAUCCAGCCCUGGAGGACCAAGAAUUUCUGCCGACCAUCCUGCCCCAAGAACAGCCACUACGAGGUGUGUGCCCGAGGAUGUCCGGCCACCUGCCGCAGCCUCUACUCCCCGGCCCAGUGCCCCACCAAGUGCCGCGAGGGCUGCGUGUGCGACUCAGGCUUCGUGCUCAGCGGCCAGCAGUGCGUGCCCAUGUCCCAAUGUGGCUGCGUCUACCGGGGUUUCUACUACAAGCCGGGAGAGUCCUUCUACCCCAGUGGGUUCUGCAAGGAACGGUGUCAUUGCCAAGCUGGGGGCAUCGUGCAUUGCCGGGAGUUCUCCUGUGGCCCCAACGAAGAAUGCCGGGUGGUGGACGGCAUCCAGAAGUGCCACCCCGUGGUGCCCAAGGUGGGCACAUGCCAGGCCAAUGGGGACCCUCACUACCUCAACUUUGAUGGCUAUUCCUUUGACUUCCAAGGCAAUUGCACCUACGUGUUGGCCCAGAGCUGUGCCCGGAAGGGCUACCUGCCCGCCUUCACCAUCAAAGUCCAGAACCAGCGGCUGGGCAAGACCCAAGCAGCCACCACUAAGACGGUGUCUGUCAAGGUCUACAAGCAUGUCUUCAGCCUUCAGCGAGGGCACAAAGGCAUCAUUGUGGUGGAUGGCGUGGCCUUCCAGCUCCCCCUCUGUCUGGAGGGGGGCAACGUGUGCGCCUUCUACCAUGGGGCCACAGUGGUGAUACGGACAGACUUCGGGCUCAGCGUGACCUUCGACCUCUGGUACCACCUGGCCGUGCGGGUGCCCCAGGCCUACCGCCAGCAGAUGUGCGGCCUGUGUGGCAACUACAAUGGGCACCGCGCUGAUGACUUUGUCAAGCCUGAUGGCCGCCCUGCCCGCAACCUCCGGGAUUUCGGGGCUUCCUGGAAGGUGCCAGUGCCUGGCAUGACCUGCAAUGAUGGCUGUGCAGGUUUAGUGUGUCCAGCCUGCCACGAGUCUCGCAAGGUCAACUAUGUCCAUAGCAAGCACUGCGAGAUCCUGCGGGCCCGUUAUGGGCCCUUCAGUGCCUGCUACUCCACCCUCAACCCCACCAUCUUCUUCAACAACUGCGUGCAUGACCUCUGCAAGACCACAGGGGACCGGCGUGUGCUCUGCCGGGCCAUCCACGCCUAUGUGGCCUCCUGUCAGGCUGCCGGCAUCAAGAUCAAGGCCUGGAGGACCAACAAGUUCUGCCCCAUGAGUUGUCCGGCCAACAGCCACUACUCCCUGUGUGCCAACCCCUGCUCCAGCGGCUGCAAGGCCGUGGCCAAGAUCACCCAGUGCCCCAAGACCUGCGCUGAGGGCUGCCAGUGCAACAAAGGCUAUGUCCAGGUGGGCCAUGCCUGCAUCCCCCUCCAGCACUGCCGCUGCUUCCACCAGGGACGCUACUACAAGCCCAGAGAGACGGUGAUCACAGCCCACUGCCGGCAGCAGUGCUCAUGCAGCCUGCAGACGGGCAUGACAUGCCGGCCUUUUCAGUGCCCGGCGGGGGCCUCAUGCCAGCUAAGCAGUGGGCGCUGGGGCUGUGUGAAACAGGAUGGCCUGUGCUCCAUCACCCGUGGCGACAUCUUUACCACCUUUGAUGGCAUCUCCGGCAAGAUGCCCCCAGACGGCGUUUAUGAGAUCUCCUCGCUGCUCAGCACCAAGAACAAGGAGUGGUUCCGGGUGGUGGUGGACAUCCAGGGAUGUCACAAGUGCCCAAGCUCCCGCAUCACCACAGUGACCGUCUUCUUCCACCAGCUCACCAUCCUGGUCCAGCGAGAUGGCAAGGUCUUGGUGAACGGGCACGUGGUGCAGCUGCCAGCUCGGCCCUCGGCAACAGUAUCAGUGAAGCUAGCCCAGGACAAAGUGACGGUGGCCCAGGGCAAGGCGCUGCGGGUGCAACUGAGCCGCGGUGGGGAUGUGCGGGUGGUGGCUUCAGGGCACCUGGCCAGGAAGCUCUCAGGGGCCUGUGGCAGCUUCAAUGGCAACCGCGCUGAUGACCUGCGCCUGCCCGAUGGCACCGUGGCCCACAGCGUGAGCGAGCUAGUCGGCUACUGGCGCUUCACCGAGACCGUCGUGCAUGGGGACAACAAGGACAAGAAGGACUGA